CGGGCUUGCUUGCUCCGAGUUCACCAAGAGCGCGCACAGGCUGCCCCAGGACCCUCACGAGUCUCAACACCACUCUCCGAGGUCGCCAGCCUUAGCCAAUCAAUCAGUCAUGUCCAGGCGCCGCUGGGACGACAGGCCACCCGCCGAGGUGUGCCCUCCCUUCCCCUUCCUGCGCCUGCUGCCGGAGAUGCGGCGCGAGGUGCUCAAAUUCGUCGUGAGCGUGUCGCCGAAUCAUGGCGCGCGGUUCUUUGUGCGGCAGGCGCGUGAAGAACACCCACGCGACCUGAUCGAUACAUAUCAUCGCCCCCUCGAGGGCAUGGACCACCUCCGCGCGGGAAGCGCUACGUGCACGCACUGGAGCACAAGUUCGUGCCUGACGACCGUCAUGCACCACACCCGCACGACGCGCACGGUCUGCUCGGCGAUCCGAGGUGAUAUAGAGGCGCUGGAGGCGCCGCGGUCUCCGCUCGCGACGCCCCGCGUGUGGCUCUCGCACCUGUACGAGGUACCAUCCGCGGCGGUGCGAGACAUGAGUGGCCAGCAAGUGCUACGAGAGCUCCGCAAGCGCUCGCUUGCCGGUCGGCGCGCAAACCUUGUCGCCGAAAUGCAAUGGCGUCAAGACAAGCUCGUUGACGUAAAUGGAUCGCAGAUGGAACGCGCGAAAAUGGCUUCCGGAAAAAGGAAUGCAGAUCGACCGCGCAAUUCCUACGAGCUUGUCGCGAAAUGCCCUGCCUCGUGGAGCAAAAAACGAAAAGAAGCUGCGCUCGAGCUCGCACGCAACGCAAAGUUCAACUCAUUUCGCACCCACUCCUCGUGGGCUCUUACCAAGGUUCGUACCCACGAGGAGCGUCACGCCGUCGCCCCCAUCGACGCGUCGCUCCUAAGCUCGCUGGAGGCCUCGGCGUACGAGUCAUUCUUGAGUUCACUCCGGCAGCAGACAUGGACGGGAUAUGCGGAGUCUGUCACGCUCACGUACCAGAACAGAACAAGCGACGGUGAAAGCGUGCCGGAACCGACUCCAGACGUCAUCGACGAGGUCGGCCGCCGCGUCGCCGCCUUCUUCGGCACGACGACCAUGGCUCAGCAAUCAUGGAUACAGCAAUGGACUAACAAGGUGCACAACGACGAAGAGAUGACCUGGGAACAGUACGAGGACGAAUGCGAGUACUGGGAGGGGUACGAGGAUGACCCGGAGUACAAGGGCGAGCUCGACGACUACCACGACGCGGACCGGCCGCCCCUCACCCGAUGGCAAGACGUCUUUACGAUGGUUCGAUCCAGGUCGCUCCGGGAUGAUGGAACCGAGCUAGCCCUCACGCGCGAUCGAUCACGAAAUCCUAAGCUGCCAGUGGCAAAGAUCGUUGCGACAGUUCACACUCUGCAAAUGCCGGCUGAAGAAAAUGCCAGAGAUAGACGUCGAUGCAUACUUUUCUCGGACGUCCGGUGCCUCGGUGGUCAAGGUCCGGUGAUGCAUCCCGAGGCUAUGUCCAAUUUUCAUAUUGGCGAACAUCCUUGGUUCUCGCAUAAUCGCGAUUCGUAUCUGAACUCCGGCAAGCUGACGGUGUACUGGCGCGAUAUCUCGCAGUUCGGGCUCGAGAUUGAAAUCGCCUUCCCAGCCAUCUCCUAGGACUC
Pelagomonas calceolata is the source of this 1632-nucleotide messenger RNA. The record is from the annotation of a GenBank genome assembly. Lineage: Eukaryota; Pelagophyceae; Pelagomonadales; Pelagomonadaceae.